AUGAAGCACUGCCAGGACCCGAUGAGUCUCAAGCGAAUACUAAAUACUGACACUGCCGACAAUCUCGACACUCCUGACACCCCAGCUCGUAAACAGCAUAAAGUGACAGCGCAACACUGCAGCCGUUUGCACACCUUUGGCGCAACAACUAGCACCGCCUCCCGAGACAAGCAAUACGACAACUCUGCGCAGACUGUCGAUGCAGUGAAGUACGCCAACCCUGCUCAAACCUACAACGCGGUGAACCAAUAUCCUCCGCACGCCUACCCUUCGCAAACCCUCGAUGGACGUUGCAGCGUUGAGACGCUCCCGCCCAUCACCGCCGGCGUAAGCUCAGGUGCUUCAAACAUCGGCCGAAGCUCUUUCAAAAGAGAUAAGAAAUUUAUUGUCGUCAACCCUGGAGACUAUUAUACACCUAGCAACGAGUACAAACCAGUUUGUGGGACAUGUGGUAGGGAUGAUCUUAUUUGGGAUAACUUAGACCGUCAUCAGGAGUCACCCUACUGUGUGAACGAGCGAACCUUCAAAUUAGCGUACGCCAAAGCUGUUUUAAACUACCGCUAUGAUUAG
Bipolaris victoriae FI3 is the source of this 570-nucleotide messenger RNA. RefSeq lists its product as hypothetical. NCBI's taxonomy places the organism in Eukaryota, Fungi, Ascomycota, Dothideomycetes, Pleosporales, Pleosporaceae. The coding region runs from base 1 to 570 and encodes 189 amino acids. The record is from RefSeq and is a predicted model, not a curated record. The transcript has a single exon.